GCCACACGUCGAGCAGAACCUCUGGCUCAGGCGGUGCCCCGUCCCGUCGCCACUCCUCCUCCAUGGCGGCCGCCGAGGCCGGAGCCGACGGCGUGGCUGCGCACGCCAAGCUCGUGCUCGUCGCGCUCUUGGGCGCCGGCCAGUUUGCCCAGAAGUCGCAGGCCCCGGCGCUGCUGAAGCUGAGCUCUCCGCGGGUGCGCAUAGCCGCAGUCUACAGCCGCUCAGAGGACCGCGCGCGCCAGCUGGCCGGCUGGGUGGCCGAGCAGCCCGCCGAGGGCGGCAGCUGCCGCGAGGGCGACCCGCAGGGUGCGCCAGUCCCAGACGUGUACUGGGACGAAGGCGGGCCCGACAGGAAUCGAAGAGGAGCAAAAAGCUGCACAAGCAUGCACUUGAGGAGAGCCUGGACGCACUGCUCGCCCGCCCGGACGUGCAGGCAUGCCAACACCCGGUCGUGUCCCUGCCCAUCUGCGUGCAGCCCCAGGCCGUGCUGCGCUGCCUUCGCGCCGGCAAGGCCGUCCUCAGCGCUCGAAGCCCAUCGCGGGGUCGCUGGCCGAGGCCCGCGAGCUCGUGGCCGGCUACGCGGCGCUCGGCUCGGGGCGGCCGCUGUGGGGCGUUGCGGAGAAUUACCGGCUGGAGCCGGGGAUGGUGCGGCUGGCGCAGGCCUGCCGUGAGCUCGGUGCCGUGCACUCGCUGCGCUUCACCGCCCACCAGGUGGUGGCGCCCUGGAACGACACGCCCUGGCGGCUGGCGCCGGAGUACGACGGCGGCUACCUGCUGGACGCCGGGGUGCACUUCGUGGCCGCCAUGCGCCUCGUGCUCGGCGACGUCGACCUCAGCACGGUGCGGGCGACGGUGCAGAGACGGCGCGAGGUGCUGGCGGGCCCAGACCAGUUCGCGGCCUCCUUCGCCUUCCGCUCCGGGGCGCUCGGGAUGCUGGAGGUCAUCUACGCCGCCCCGAGGAUGCGCGUGGAGGUCGAGGCCCUCGGGGACAGCGGCUGGCUGCUGCUCGCCCGAACCAGCAGGGGCGGCGCCCACGGGUACGAGCUGACCGGCGGCUCGGGCGGCGAGCCGCGGCCGGCCGAGUUCUUCCCCUUCGGCGGCGUGCCCCGGGCGCUCAGUGGCUUCCUGCUCGCGGCCGUGGGCCACGGCGAGCCGCGGGCGGAGCUGCAGCCAGAGGAGGCGCUGGCAGACGUGGAGCUCGUGGACGCCGUCCUGAGGGCGGCGGGCUGGCCCGACCGAGGCCGCGGCUGCGGUGGCGGCGGCAAGCUCUGACCCCCAACGGGGCGAAGGCGCUCCCGCCCCUGGGCCUUCUGCUCCGAGCCCCUGCCGCGGCCUCGGGGUCGCCGGGUCUGGCCGCGCUCCUGGCCGCGACGCGCAGCUGGCCGCCGACGCCCGCCCUCGGCCACGAUUGGGUUCCAUCGGCUUCAAGUCAAGCGAAGCUUAGCCUGCGAAGAUCAAGGGACAGUGCUUGGGGGGAUACAGUGGGCGCGUCAGAGAUGGAAUCGGCAUGUCAGUCAGUGCCCUACGGAAAUGUCUCGUCCCCCGGAGGGCCCCAGGAGCCCACAAGGAGCUCUGGGCCGCCUUCGGACCCUCAAAGAUCGACG
This is a messenger RNA of Prorocentrum cordatum, 1604 nucleotides long. Lineage: Eukaryota; Dinophyceae; Prorocentrales; Prorocentraceae. The record is from the annotation of a GenBank genome assembly.